AUGCAAUACCCACAACUCUGUCGCCUCCACCACGAGGAUGCAUUCUGCCUUUUUGGCAAGCCCAGCAAGCGACAAAGGUAUGGACCCCUCUCGACAGAGGGGGAGAUAGAGGAACCACCCAAAGACACUCUCGGCGGCUUCGUAGGCGGCAGCGACACCAUCUCCAGCCGGGACCUGGACGUGACGGACGAGGGCGAGUGCGGUCAUGGGGUGCAUAGGCAAGGUACCGGUGAUGACGCGGCGAUGGCUGCAUGGGAGGCACACCGCCGGCGACUGCAGGAGUCUCAUGAUAGGCGGCGGAGGGCCCUGGGAAAUCCUUUGGCACGCUCAGCCCUCACAGCUCCGCGUGGGCCUCGCCUGGCCCAAAGGCAGGAACAGAGACGGAGAGCUCGGGCGGAAGUGCAGCAAUGGAGUCCAGCGGGGACCCAGCCCUCGAGGCAGGAGGGGGGGCAGCAGAACUGGCAGUUGGGGGAGGCCCAGAAGCCACAAGCAAGGGAGCAGCAAGUGCGGCCGGCGGGAGGGCAGCAGGAGCUGCCGGCGAGAGGGGAGCAGCAUCUGCUGGCGAGAGGGGAGCAGGGGCUGCCGGCGAGAGGGGAGCAGGAGCUGCCGGCGAGAGGGCAGCAAGAGCCGCAGGCAAGAGGGCGGCAGGCGCGGUCGGCAGGCGAGCAGCAGGUAUUGCCGAAGGGAGAGCAGCAGGAGCGGCCGGCGGGAGGGCAGCUGGAGCUGCCGGCGGGGGGGCAGCAGGAGCUGCAGGCAGGAGGGCAGCGGGAGGUGCCAGCGGGAGGGCAGCAGGAGGUGCCAGCGGGAGGGCAGCAGGAGGUGCCAGCGGGAGGGCAGCAGGAGGCGCCGGCGAGAGGGCAGCAGGAGGUGCCGGCGAGAGGGCAGCAGGAGGUGCCGGCGAGAGGGCAGCAGGAGGUGCCGGCGAGAGGGCAGCAGGAGCUGUCGGCUGGGGGGCAGCAAAUGGUAGAAGUGGAGAUGGCCGAGCUACAGCCAGAGGUGCAGCAGGACCACUCGGGGAACCGGGCCCGGCCACACGCAGGAGGGCAGCAGAAGCCGCCCGGGGGAGAGCAGCGUGAGCUGCCAAGGGAAGAGCAGCAAGAGCUGCCGGCAAGGGAGCAGCAAGCAAGGGAGCAACAAGCGGUAGAAGUGGAGAUGGCCGAGCUACAGCCAGAGUCACAGCAGGACCAAUCGGGAAACCAGGCCUGGCCACAGGCAGGAGGGCAGCAGGGGCCGCCCGGGGGAGAGCAGCAGAAGCCGCCGGGGGUGGGGCAGCUGCCGGCAAGGGAGCAGCAAGCGGUGGAUGUGGAGAUGGCCGAGCUACUGCCAGAGGUGCAGCAGGACCAAUCAGGGAACCAGGUCCGGCUGCAGGCAGGAGGGCAGCAGGAGCUGCCGGGGGAGGAGCGGCAGGAGCUGCCAACAGGAGGGCAGCUGGGGCUGUCGGGGGGAGGGCAGCAGGAGCUGUCGGAGGGGGAGCGGCGGGAGCUGCCGGCGCGGGGGCAGCUGGAGGUCGCUAGUGCGGACUCUACAAGCCAAGCGAAGAGAACCCGGGCACGGGGCCGAGGCGGGAGACGACACGCCCGUAAGACGCAAGGCCGAACUGGAAGCGGAGCUGCCGCCCAGCAGGCGGAGGGGCAGCCGGGGGCGACCGAGACACCCCCGGGAGCUCCGCGGGUGGGGGGGCAGCCCUGGGUGCCCGGGGCGCCCCAAGGAGAGCAGCAGCAAGGGGGGCAGCCGGGGGUGCCCGGGGCACCCCAGGGAGUGCAGCAGGCAGGGGGGCAGCCGGGGGUGCCCGGGGCACCCCAGGGAGUGCUGCAGGCAGGGGGGCAGCCGAGGGUGCCCGGAGCACCCCAGGGAGUGCAGCAGGCCGGGGGGCAGCCGAGGGUGCCCGGGGCACCCCAGGGAGUGCAGCAGGCAGGGGGGCAGCCGGGGGUGCCCGGGGCUCCCCAGGGAGUGCAGCAGGCAGGAGGGCAGCUGAGGGUGCCCGGGGCACCCCAGGGAGCGCAGCAGGCAGGAGGGCAGCCGAGGGUGCCCGGGGCACCCCAGGGAGUGCAGCAGGCAGGAGGGCAGCCGAGGUUGCCCGGAGCACCCCAGGGAGUGCAGCAGGCAGGAGGGCAGCAGGGGGUGCCCGGGGCACCCCAGGGAGUGCAGCAGGCAGGAGGGCAGCCGAGGGGAGUGCAGCAGGCAGGGGGGCAGCCGGGGGUGCCCGGGGCACCCCAGGGAGUGCUGCAGGCAGGGGGGCAGCCGAGGGUGCCCGGAGCACCCCAGGGAGUGCAGCAGGCCGGGGGGCAGCCGAGGGUGCCCGGGGCACCCCAGGGAGUGCAGCAGGCAGGGGGGCAGCCGGGGGUGCCCGGGGCUCCCCAGGGAGUGCAGCAGGCAGGAGGGCAGCUGAGGGUGCCCGGGGCACCCCAGGGAGCGCAGCAGGCAGGAGGGCAGCCGAGGGUGCCCGGGGCACCCCAGGGAGUGCAGCAGGCAGGAGGGCAGCCGAGGUUGCCCGGAGCACCCCAGGGAGUGCAGCAGGCAGGAGGGCAGCAGGGGGUGCCCGGGGCACCCCAGGGAGUGCAGCAGGCAGGAGGGCAGCCGAGGGGAGUGCAGCAGGCAGGGGGGCAGCCGGGGGUGCCCGGGGCUCCCCAGAGAGUGCAGCAGGCAGGAGGGCAGCUGAGGGUGCCCGGGGCACCCCAGGGAGCGCAGCAGGCAGGAGGGCAGCCGAGGGUGCCCGGGGCACCCCAGGGAGUACAGCAGGUAGGAGGGCAGCCGAGGGUGCCCGGGGCACCCCAGGGAGUGCAGCAGGCAGGAGGGCAGCAGGGGGUGCCCGGGGCACCCCAGGGAGUGCAGCAGGCAGGAGGGCAGCCGAGGGUACCCGGAGCACCCCAGGGAGUGCAGCAGGCAGGAGGGCAGCCAAGGGUGCCCGGGGCACCCCAGGGAGUGCAGCAGGCAGGGGGGCAGCUGGGGGUGCCCGGGGCACCCCAGGGAGUGCAGCAGGCAGGAGGGCAGCCGAGGGUGCCCGGGGCACCCCAGGGAGCGCAGCAGGCAGGAGGGCAGCCGGGGGUGCCCGGGGCACCCCAGGGAGUGCAGCAGGCAGGGGGGCAGCCGGGGGUGCCCGGGGCACCCCAGGGAGUGCAGCAGGCAGGGGGGCAGCCGGGGGUGCCCGGGGCACCCCAGGGAGUGCAGCAGGCAGGAGGGCAGCCGAGGGUGCCUGGGGCACCCCAGGGAGUGCAGCAGGCAGGAGGGCAGCCGAGGGUGCCCGGGGCACCCCAGGGAGUGCAGCAGGCAGGAGGGCAGCCGGGGGUGCCCGGGGCACCCCAGGGAGUGCAGCAGGCAGGGGGGCAACCGGGGGUGCCCGGGGCACCCCAGGGGGUGCAGCAGGCAGGGGGGCAGCCGGGGGUGCCCGGAGCACCCCAGGGAGUGCAGCAGGCAGGAGGGCAGCCGAGGGUGCCCAGGGCACCCCAGGGAGUGCAGCGGGCAGGUGGGGAGCCAGGGGUGCCCGGAGCACCCCAGGGAGUGCAGCAGGCAGGAGGGCAGCCGGGGGUGCCCGGGGCAUCCCAGGGAGUGCAGCAGGCAGGAGGGCAGCCGAGGGUGCCCGGGGCACCCCAGGGAGUGCAGCAGGCAGGAGGGCAGCUGAGGGUGCCCGGGGCACCCCAGGGAGUGCAGCAGGUAGGAGGGCAACCGAGGAUGCCUGGAGCACCCCAGGGAGAGCAGCAGGCUGGGGGGCAGCCGGGGGUGACCGGAGCACCCCAGGGGGAGCAGCAGCUAGGGGGGCAGCCGGGGGUGACCCGAGCACCCCAGGGCGAGCAGCAGGCAGGGGAGCAGCCGGGGGUGACCGGAGCACCCCAGGGAGUGCAGCUGGCAGGAGGGCAGCCGAUGGUGCCUGGGGAACCCCAGGAAGUGCAGCAGGCAAGAGGGCAGGGAGUGCAGCAGGCAGGAGGGCAGCCGAGGGUGCCCAGAGCACCCCAGGGAGAGCAGCAGGCAGGGGGGCAGCCGGGGGUGACCGGGGCACCCCAGGGAGCGCAGCAGCCAGGGGGGCAGCCGAGGGUGCCCUGGGCACCCCAAGGAGCGCAGCAAGCAGGGGGGAGAUCGAUGGACGACCAGGAGCAACAGUUGGAGGAGUGGUGUCGACUUCUGGAGCUUGAUACCCCCAUGGCGACUGCGGAGGAGUCAGAGGCGGACGAAGAACCUCCCAUGCCGCCUUCCCCAUGCCCCCGCUUCCCAUGCGACACGUGUUUCCACACUUUCGCUACACGGGGGGCCGCUGCGAACCACAUGAGGGUAUGUCGAGCGGCUGAGGCGGAGAGGCGUGCACAGGCUCUCGGCUCGAUUCCGUCUCUGGUGGAGACCGACACGCAGGAGCGAUCGACGCCGCGGGAAUUUGGGGACGAGGCGUGGGCUGGGGUUACGUCAUGGGAAUGGGAAACAUUUUUCAGUGUGGAGGCGGUUGGAGGGAGGACAGUUCGCCGGAUCCCACAGCGGGCCAGGUCGGGGGUCUUAGACGCGCUCUGUUGCAUCCUUAAGCGCUUGAAGAGCCAGCCGGGAGAUGAAGCCGCUACCCUCCUACUCUUGGCGUUUCCGCGCCUCAUCCUAGCCAUGCCUCUCAAGCCAGGCAUAGGUCAGAAGGCGCUGAUCACUGAGCGGUUGGGUGCGUUCUGGGAGGGGAGGUGGCGGGAGCUGUUCGACUCUGCCAUGGCGACAGCGCGGCCAGCAGUUCGCCCACUUUCCUACACUCGCUCUGACCAUGACCCGGAUGCCAUCCGCCUGUCACGAUGCCGAUCUCGGUGCAAAGUGGGGGAGUGGAGCCGAUGA
Molecule: messenger RNA, 4794 nt
Organism: Closterium sp. NIES-65
Lineage: Eukaryota; Viridiplantae; Streptophyta; Zygnematophyceae; Desmidiales; Closteriaceae
Source: the annotation of a GenBank genome assembly